AUGGCGGAACCACGUACACGCUCAGCCUUGUACGGGGAUCUGAACACUUCUUCUGCUCAAAUCCGCCUCAUCAAGUUGAGCCGAGAUGACACCAUCAGGAGCGGACACGUGAGCGGGGACCUCACGGCCUACUCGCUUACUGACCCAAGCUGUCCGCCAUUCACGACAGUUUCCUACACCUGGGGCGUCGUCAAGGACCAUCACGAAGAAUUCAUUCGGCUGAAUGGCCAUAAUAAAUUCGUAUUGCGAAAUGUACUAGCGCUUCUUCGCAUGCUUUGUUCUACCUCAUCCGAGUCCUUCGACCUUGCGGAAGACUGGUUCUGGAUAGACUCUAUAUGCAUCGACCAGGACAACAUCAGUGAGCGCACGUCACAAGUCAAGCUCAUGGGCCAGAUAUAUCGCCAGGCCAAAGGCACCAUUGUCUGGCUUGCCGAUGGAUCCGAUGACACAACUACAGCCAUUAAUCUGCUGUCACAUCUCGCCGAGCGAAGACACGAGUUUCGCCGAGAUUAUAAAAAGCGUGCCCGGAAAUCCAUGCCUGCGGACUUGAUAGACCAUCCUGGUUGGAAGCCAUUGGAAAGCCUUCUGGAUCUUCCCUGGUGGCGAAGAGUCUGGACGCUGCAGGAAUUCAUAUUAGCCAAAGACUUGACCUUCUACUGCGGUGCCCAAUCUAUAUCUCGCCAUGAAUUUCGGAGGGGAUUACACGCACUUGAAUUAUGCGGACCUUUGGAGCAGUACAUCAAGACCACUGUAUGGACCACAGCUUGGAAUCGCAGGAGGCUCCUUCAGUGGUACGAACAUGAUCAGAAUCGCUAUAAAAUGAGCCUAGUAUCCUUGAUGGCGUUCUGCGGAGACUAUGAAACGACCGACUCGAGGGACAGAAUCUGGGCGGUGCAUGGCCUCGCUCGUGAGGAAGACCAGCAGAUGAUUGGCCGUCCGACGUAUUGCUACGAUGCAAGGACUCUCUACACCGGCCUCGUUCAAGCUUUCCUGGCCCAUUACAGAAGUCUGGACAUUAUAUGUUUUGCGCAACUCUUCCAAAGCCACGAUACGGACUGGCCAACCUGGCUGCCUGACUGGCGCGUCCAUUGCCCGCCAUAUGUGGUCCCUCUUAUGGUCAGCCAGAGCGCCAAUGAGCCCUUGGCCAACUUCAGACCUGUCACCGGGCCACCAAGAUCAGCAAAGAAAGUGAAAAGGAUAUCAGCUUACAAAGCUUCUGGUGCUGAACUGCCCGUGGCGAAUUCAAGCGACAUGUUCAAUCAUCUGAAAUGUCGAGGCGUCAUGAUCGACUCUAUCGAUGGGCUCGGGGGCAUACCAUCGUCGGACGGUCGCUUCGUACCAAGCACUGCAUCCACGUCCCCAGUCAACACUACAUUCACGAACGAAUCAAGUAAUGGGAACACAUAUAGAGGGCUUAUCCGUUCCAUAGUACUCGACCGACAAGAUAAAUACCUUGAAUUCCGUGCGCCGAUUCCACAGUACGGAAGAGAGUUGAGGCAGCUCGUGAUGACCGCAAAUGAAGGCAGUGAGCCUGGAGCAGCAGGACCACCCUGGUUCCUGGAAUGGUGGGAGCUGAACAAAGACCUCCGUAUACAUGGACUGUCUGUGAAGGAUAUUUGUCAAUUGCAAAACACCGCUUCUAAAUCAACUAUCACUGGAGAGCCCAUUUUGAAACAUUCAAAAAGCGCCUUUUCUCGGAUACGAGGCGUCAUGGGCGGAAAGAUUCGUCGCCUCAUGGUCACAACUGAUGGCUCCAUUGGAGUAGCCCCCAGAAGAGCACAAAAAGGAGACAUUGUUUGUGUGCUCUACGGAUGCAGUGUCCCUGUAGUCCUACGAAAGUGUGGUACUGAAUUUGAAUCUGUAACUUUGUUCGAAUUUAUUGGCGAGUGCUACUUAGAUGGUUUGAUGGACGGAGAAGUCCUGAAUUUAAACAAGGAAGCGAAAGAUUUCAUCAUCCGAUGA
Messenger RNA from Diaporthe amygdali, 1962 nucleotides. RefSeq lists its product as uncharacterized. NCBI's taxonomy places the organism in Eukaryota, Fungi, Ascomycota, Sordariomycetes, Diaporthales, Diaporthaceae. Bases 1 to 1962 code for a protein of 653 amino acids. The transcript has a single exon. The record is from RefSeq and is a predicted model, not a curated record.